Hyaloperonospora brassicae is the source of this 366-nucleotide messenger RNA. NCBI's taxonomy places the organism in Eukaryota, Oomycota, Peronosporomycetes, Peronosporales, Peronosporaceae. The record is from the annotation of a GenBank genome assembly.
AUGCCCCGCAGCCGAAGCCGCAGCGGCUCCUUGGACAGCUUAGGCCGCCGACGUCGUCCUCGUCGUCGCCGCGACUCGCCGUCUCGUAACCCCCUGACACCAACAACCACGACGACGACGCAUUCCACGGUCGACAAAGUCGACGUACCGCUAAGACCAGAGACAAACACUAUGUCGCACUUGAGCGAAGAGGAUCAGAUGAAGUUGUUGCUGGGCUUUGGCGACUUUGACUCGACCAAGGGCAAAGUUGUGGAAGAAAACCAAAAAAGCGCGGCCGUGGGUACUGCUCGACGGGAGACCAAGCGCGAGUACCGCCAGUACAUGAACCGUCGUGGCGGAUUCAAUCGCCUUUUGGACAAGGUGUGA